AGCCUGUGUAGGAACCAGUGUGUCUGGUCUCAACACGUCAGGCAAGAGGCUCGGGCUUUAGGGGAAUCACCUCUGAAAGCUGGAAUAAGGUGUUCUUGGGAACUUCAGACUUCUGUGCUGCCCACCCCCCACCCCCACCCCGACGGAAGCCACAGUCAGCAUUGUGUUCUGUGGAAAGCCUGCAGUGGUUUAUCACUGGUGGUGGUUCUGCCCCAGACUCUCCGUCUACACAGUGAGCUGACAGUGACAGCGCUGGAGGGUAGGGGCGGAUGGAGCGGGGAUGUAUAGGGAGACGCGAUCAACACGUGCCAUGGGCUCUCCACAGCAGAAAUAGCCCUGCAUGUGUAGAGAAAUAGACUGCGGAACGGGAUCUCUCUCGAUGGCCACCAACUCUUCUGCGAAAAGAGAAGCUCACGCAGAGGCUGAGGCCAAGGAGCACGCAGCUGCCGUCUGGACGUCUGUGCCAUCGAUGCUGACGUUGGAAGAGUCGUAGACUGUGAAAAUGAACCCGAAGGAGACGUGGUGAAGUCACCUGGGCGGGACAUCUGGAGCUCUGACCUUCCGGGGGAGCCGACCGGAUCCAAGGAGCGCCCCGGGCGACAGUGCAGGUACCCGCCGCGGCAGCUCUGGGGCAGAGUGACUGCAUCUGGAAGAAGGAAAAAAUGUAGUUAUCGAAUCCAAUCAACUGUUUGUGUCUCUGAAAUUAUCAACCACAUCGGGUCAAGAAAGGUUCUGGUCGGUGCCACAGACGUAUGGCUGUCCAAGAAGCCACAUAAAGAUGGAGAAAUGGAGGCACAGGGAAAUUAAGUGACUUUGCCACAGUCCCAAGCUGGGGAGGACCAGGAAGAGAACGUAGAGGGACCCUGACUCUGGGCCCGCGUCCUGCCCACGGAGCCACGCUGCCUCCCUUCCUAGGAGAGAAGACGCCCCGCAAGAUGGAGGUGGACGCCGAGGAGAAGCGCCAUCGGACACGGUCCAAAGGGGUUCGAGUUCCCGUGGAACCAGCCAUACAGGAGCCCUUCAGCUGUCCCACGCCGGGCUGUGACGGCAGCGGUCACGUCAGUGGCAAAUACGCAAGACACAGAAGCGUGUAUGGCUGCCCCUUGGCUAAAAAAAGAAAAACGCAGGAUAAGCAGCCCCAAGAGCCUGCUCCCAAGCGGAAACCAUUCGCCGUGAAAGCCGACAGCUCCUCGGUGGAUGAGUGUUAUGAGAGCGAGGGCUCGGAGGACGUGGAUGACAAGGAGGAGGACGAGGAGGAGUACUCGGAGGACGAGGACGAGCGCAGGGAGGAGGACGAGGAGGAUGAGGAAGGCGACCGAGAGGAGGAGGAGGAGCUGGAGGAGGAGGAGGACGAUGACGACGAGGAUGGGGAGGACGUGGAAGACGAGGAGGAGGAUGACGAGGAGGAGGAGGAGGACGACGAGGAGGAGGACGAGAAUGAAGACCAUCAAAUGAACUGUCACAAUACUCGAAUAAUGCAAGACGCAGAAAAGGAUGAUAACAAUAAUGAUGAGUACGAUAAUUACGAUGAGCUGGUGGCCAAGUCCUUGUUGAACCUCGGUAAGAUUGCCGAGGACGCAGCCUACCGGGCCAGGACUGAGUCGGAGAUGAACAGCAACACGUCCACCAGCCUGGACGACGGCAGCGACAGGAACGAGACGCUGGGCCGGAAGAGCGAGCUGAGCCUGGAUCUGGACAGCGACGUGGUAAGAGAGACGGUGGACUCCCUGAAGCUGCUGGCGCAGGGACACGGUGUGGUGCUCGCAGACAACCUCGGCGACAGGGCGUACGCAGACUCUCUGUCGCAGCAGGACAGCAGGAACAUGAACUACGUGAUGUUGGGCAAGCCCGUGAACAACGGGCUCGUGGACAAGAUGGUGGAGGAGAGCGACGAGGAGGUGUGUCUGAGCAGCCUGGAGUGCCUGAGGAAUCAGUGCUUCGAUCUGGCCCGGAAACUGAGCGAGACGAACCCGCAGGACCGGAGCCAGCCCCCGAACAUGAACAUCCGCCAGCACGCCCGUCAGGAGGACGACUUCGCGGGGAGGACGCCGGACAGGAGCUACUCCGACAUGAUGAACCUCAUGCGGCUCGAGGAGCAGCUGAGUCCCAGGUCUAGAACUUUCUCCAGCUGUGCAAAGGAGGACGGGUAUCACGAACGAGAUGACGACACCACCUCCGUGAACUCGGACAGGUCUGAGGAGGUGUUUGACAUGACCAAGGGGAACCUGACCCUCCUGGAGAAAGCCAUCGCUCUGGAGACAGAAAGGGCGAAGGCCAUGAGGGAGAAGAUGGCGAUGGAGGCCGGAAGGCGGGACAAUGCGCGGUCCUAUGAAGAGCAGUCGCCAAGACAGCUUCCCGGGGAGGAGAGAAAGCCUAAGUCCAGUGACAGCCAUGUCAAAAAGCCAUACUAUGGUAAAGAUCCCUCGAGAGCAGAAAAGAAAGAGAGCAAGUGUCCCACCCCGGGGUGUGACGGAACUGGCCACGUAACCGGGCUUUACCCACAUCACCGCAGUUUGUCUGGAUGCCCGCACAAAGAUAGGGUCCCUCCGGAAAUUCUUGCCAUGCAUGAGAAUGUUCUCAAGUGUCCUACUCCGGGCUGCACAGGGCGAGGGCAUGUAAAUAGCAACAGAAACUCGCACAGAAGCCUCUCUGGAUGUCCUAUUGCUGCCGCGGAGAAACUGGCAAAGGCCCAGGAGAAGCACCAGAGCUGCGAUGUGUCCAAGUCCAACCAGGCCUCAGACCGCGUGCUAAGGCCAAUGUGCUUUGUCAAGCAGCUCGAGAUCCCUCACUACGGCUACAGAAACAACGUCCCCACGACCACGCCUCGCUCCAACCUGGCCAAAGAGCUAGAGAAAUAUUCCAAGACCUCGUUUGAGUACAACAGUUACGACAGCCAUACUUACGGCAAGCGGGCCAUAGCCCCCAAGGUGCAAACCAGGGAUAUAUCCCCCAAAGGAUAUGAUGCGAAGCGGUACUGCAAGAACGCCAGCCCCAGCAGCAGCACCACCAGCAGCUACGCGCCCAGCAGCAGCAGCAACCUGAGCUGCGGGGGCGGGAGCAGCGCCAGCAGCACGUGCAGCAAGAGCAGCUUCGACUACGCGCACGACAUGGAGGCGGCGCACAUGGCCGCCACGGCCAUCCUCAACCUGUCCACGCGCUGCCGAGAGAUGCCGCAGAACCUGUCCACCAAGCCGCAGGACCUGUGCGCCGCGCGGAACCCCGACAUGGAGGUGGAUGAGAACGGGACUCUGGACCUCAGCAUGAACAAGCCACGGCCGCGGGAGAGCUGCUGCCCGGUCCUGACGCCCCUGGAGCCCAUGUCCCCCCAGCAGCAGGCGGUGAUGGGUGGCCGGUGUUUCCAGCUGGGCGAGGACGACUGCUGGGAGCUGCCCGUGGACUACACCAAGAUGAAGCCCCGCAGGGCGGACGGGGGUGACACCAGCGAGGCCCCUCCGGAAGACUUGGACCCAUUCCAGGAGGCUCUGGAGGAGAGAAGGUACCCGGGAGAGGUGACCAUCCCCAGCCCCAAGCCCAAGUACCCCCAGUGCAAGGAGAGCAAAAAGGACUUAAUAACAUGUCCAACACCAAGGUGUGAUGGGAGUGGUCAUGUGACUGGUAAUUACGCCUCACAUAGAAGUCUGUCCGGCUGCCCCCUCGCUGACAAAAGCAUUCGAAGCAUGCUGGCUACCAGCUCACAAGAACUCAAGUGCCCGACCCCCGGCUGCGACGGCUCUGGGCACAUCACCGGCAACUACGCUUCUCAUCGAAGUCUUUCAGGUUGCCCAAGAGCAAAGAAAAGUGGCAUCAGGGUGGCACAGAGCAAGGAAGACAAGGAAGACCAAGAGCCCAUCAGAUGUCCCGUUCCUGGGUGUGACGGCCAGGGCCACAUAACCGGGAAGUACGCCUCCCACCGCAGUGCGUCAGGAUGUCCCUUGGCCGCCAAGAGACAGAAGGACGGAUACCUCAAUGGCUCCCAGUUCUCCUGGAAGUCGGUCAAGACGGAGGGCAUGUCGUGUCCCACGCCAGGAUGUGACGGGUCGGGCCACGUCAGCGGCAGCUUCCUCACACACCGGAGCUUGUCGGGAUGCCCGCGAGCCACGUCAGCCAUGAAGAAGGCGAAGCUGUCAGGAGAGCAGAUGCUGACCAUCCGACAGCGGGCCAGCAACGGCAUAGAGAACGAUGAAGAAAUCAAGCAGUUGGAUGAAGAGAUCAAGGAGCUCAACGAGUCCAACUCCCAGAUGGAAGCCGAUAUGAUCAAACUCAGGACUCAGGUAACAAUCACCACGAUGGAGAGCAGCCUGAAGACCAUUGAAGAGGAGAACAAAGUAAUCGAGCAGCAGAAUGAGUCUCUCCUGCACGAGCUGGCCAACCUGAGCCAGUCCCUGAUCCACAGCCUAGCCAACAUCCAGCUGCCGCACAUGGAUCCAAUCAAUGAACAAAAUUUUGAUGCAUACGUGACUACUUUGACGGACAUGUAUACAAAUCAAGAUCGUUAUCAGAGCCCAGAAAAUAAAGCCCUACUGGAAAAUAUAAAGCAAGCUGUAAGAGGAAUUCAGGUCUGAGCAGCUGCUGUAGGUGACGGGAUGUUGUUUAAAAGGAGACCUGUUGUUCUUUGCUGCUGUGAUUCACCAGAAAGUGUUCUAUAUUUAUUUCUGUUUGAAACAGUGUGACGCUUACAAGACUUCAUAAUGAUUUUAUGUCUUGCUUUAAAGAUAGUACCUGCAGAAUAGUUUUCAAUACAUUCACAUUUUGUACGUUUUCAUAUAAGCUGACAUAGUGUGAUAUGCCAUGUAAUGUUUAUAGCUGCUAAUGUAUGCACAUUUGGGGGUAUAUAUAUUUCUGAAGAGGUAAGCGGAUCAAAAUAAAUAGAGUGUAAAUUCUUUUAAUGCUUUAGUGAUUAAAUGUUUUAGUAUUUUGAACUGAAAUGGACAAAAAAAACAAAAAACAAAAAAAAAAAAAAAAAACCCAGCUUUGAAUGAUCAUGUGGUGACCCCGCAGCCACUUUUUAGACAUUAUCAUUUUGCCUCAUGUUGGAGGAUUUUAUGGAAUUUAAGAAAUAACAUUUUGUGUGCAUAUUGUUUCAUAGCAAGAAUUGGUUGCAAAAAAAUGCUUUAUUUUUGAACAAUGCUUGGAAAUAUUAUGUGAUUUUUUUGUUUGUUUGUUUUAGGAGGAUGGUGUAUGGUGGGGGCAAUAAAUGAGGUUUUUUGCAUUCCAAGGAAAUGGCAUAUGGAUUAACUGUAAGAAAUGAGAUAAGUAAUUUAUUGUAAGACAACAUCAAGCCAUGGAAACUUGGCAGAAGAUUCAAAGCAGCUUAAACAGCACUUUUAAAUUAACUCCUGAGCAUUACAUGGUGUGCCUCUGGGAACUGCAGUUAAGACAGGGGCUUAUGAGAGGUGGACAGCGCGAAGAUUUCCCUUUCCAGUGUCAGUAGACUUUGGAGCAACCUCCCCUUAUCUCCCCGAGAGCUGUGUGCCCCUCUGAAGCGUCUGUCCUUGCAAUGGCGUCUGUCUCACAGAACCUGUGUGCUCUAAUUUAAGUUCAGAGAUAAUUUCAGAGUAUUUAUUUCCCCUCUUUCCACCUUUAGAAAUUAUUACUGUCGUUGUUGCUGUUACUAUGACUUCACAUUCGGGGAAUAAGGCAAAUGAGGCGGGAGUCCUCCCGCGGGGCGCUUUCUGCUGGGCGGCGGAGCGCAGCUCAGAGCGGGGACGCCCGACGCUGAGUGCCCGCACACAGGCCUUUCUGUUCCACCUUCCCUUGGAGACCCGGCGACCACAGGGCCUUUGCAGAGCCUUGCUCUUUGAUUUGUCACGACCUAUUCUAAGAACGAAUGCAAUCAGAUUUUAAGAGUAAUUACCUAUACUUCAGCACUUUUUUGCUUUACACUAGAUCAUCCUAGACUUGCUUAUACUUGGAGAUUUGAUUGUUUUCUUCCAAUGACUGCACUAUAUGUAUGCAUAAGACCACUUUUCAUUGCUGCGCCCUCCCCUUCCGAGUAGUCCCUAGGACGGCGUGUUGUGUCUUCUGGUGUUGACUUGAGUUACAUGUAACGGCAUCUCUUCCCUCCAUGUCUUGAUGUUAUGCAGGAAGUACAGAAGUACUUUAAAAUUUUGUUAUGAAAAAAAAAAAAAGAUGGGUUUUGUAAAAAUAAAAAAAAAAUAUUUUUAGCAGAACAGGACUUACAGGGUCAUUGUCCCCACAACGUGCCAGUCGACUAUUUGCACUUACCUUGUCCUAUAUAUCCGUACGGAGGUGUGCAAUUCCCGGGGUCAGCAGCCUCGCGAGGCCGGCCCUGGAAAGAUGACAGGAGCCCUCACGGCUGACCCGACGAUGUUGCUAAGGGAGAUUACAGGGAUCUCACAGCAAAUACUGAUACAAUACUCAACCUCGGUAUAUAUAUGUGUAUAAAUAUAUGUACACCCCCAGCGGCACUUUAUACUGUCCACUGUACAAACGCUCACAGUUUUCCGCGAGGACGUUAAUAACGAGCUGGGAAAGAUGACGGACCUCCCGGGGCCCUGCGGCGCCCGCCCUGGAGAGCGCCCUCUUUCUGUUGUGCGAUUAGUUGCAGCUGCCGUGCUCAGAAUUGCCUUUUCGAGAGCUGAAGCGAGGUGCUUCUCGGUCACCCGAUGCCGUGUACGCCGUCGGGGCCCUGGGCUCCCGGGGGGCCCUGCCGUUCGUGUGGGCGAAUGCGUUUCCCUGCCGCGAUGUGUCCGCAGCUUCUUUGCCAAUGUAGUCAUGCUUUUAGUAGAGUAAUAGCUAGUAUCAGUUCCGGAUUCUUCUCGUUAUCACCUAUGUACAAUGGAAAGGGGUUUUAAGCACAAAUCUGCUGCUCAUCUAACGUUGCUACAUAAUAUCCAGUCAAGAGUUAUCUGUGACUAUUAUAUAGGGAUCACAAAGUGUCACAUAUUAGAAUGCUGACCUUUCAUACAGAAUUAUUGUGAGUCAUCAGAGUUUAUUUAUUAUAACUUAUUGUUCGUAUUCAUUUCUGAGUUAAUUUAAGUAACCAUUUAUGGAGACAGAAUUUUGUAUAAAUAUUUAUUGUGCUCUCUGUGGAACUGAAGUUUGAUUUAUUUUUGUACUACACGGCAUGGGUUUGUUGACACUUUCAUUUUGCUAUAAAUGUGUGGAAUCACAAGUUGCAGUGAUACUUCAUUUUUAAAUUGUGAACUUUGUACAAAUUUUGUCAUGCUGGAUGUUAACACAUCUUACUCUAAAUAAAAACGGUGUUGCCACAUGUGUAGCACGAUGGAUCUCUA
Neofelis nebulosa (Clouded leopard) is the source of this 7256-nucleotide messenger RNA. RefSeq names its product myelin transcription factor 1 like (gene MYT1L). Gene Ontology annotation, molecular function: DNA-binding transcription factor activity, RNA polymerase II-specific; zinc ion binding; RNA polymerase II cis-regulatory region sequence-specific DNA binding. NCBI's taxonomy places the organism in Eukaryota, Metazoa, Chordata, Mammalia, Carnivora, Felidae. Gene Ontology annotation, biological process: regulation of transcription by RNA polymerase II. The record is from RefSeq and is a predicted model, not a curated record. The transcript is spliced from 26 exons. Gene Ontology annotation, cellular component: nucleus. The coding region runs from base 936 to 4562 and encodes 1208 amino acids.